CCAGUCGAUAUCCUCGUUCUCGUUAAAGUGCGUAUAAAGAUGUAUCUGAGAGUAUCCACCUUGUCGCUGUUUCUCAACACCAUCGUCCUCGCCUACGAGCCUCAAAGCCAGCUUUCACCAGAUCUGCCAACCUCUCACUGGAUGCAGCACCUUUUCGACUACAUUGUCGCGACCUUCCGUCCAAGCCUGAUCACUCUCUUCGUCCCGGAGUCCAAGGACGAAGAGUUUCGUCGCGCCGACUGUUUCUUAAAGAGCGCUAUCAGCAAUACCACGAUUCUUAUAGUGGACUUGGAGCAGCUCUAUCUUAACGCCUCGAUUUUUCAACUAGUCGUCUUCGGUUACCCUCGCAGGAUCAAUUUCUACGCGGUGAUCUACCCUUCGAUCGAGCUAAUGACGGAUUCUUCAAGACUGAAGGAUUCGCUGGAUUUGAUGGUGGAGAUCUCUCCUAGACCCUCGAGACCUAGGGUAUUGCUCAUUCUCUUCGGCAGUAAAACUCUAGCCCAAACUCUCAUCGACUCGAUCCUGCUGUUCGCCUGGUCGAGGAAGUUUCUCGACUUCACCAUAAUCGAUCAGCUGAGCGUUACUUACCACUACUACAAUCCAUUUCUCGAAAGGUUCUUCUUCGGAAGAUACGCGCAAGGCCUAAACUUGUUCCCGGAUAAAUUGACGAACCUUUACGGAUACAGGCUCAAAGCCGCGGCGACGAAAAAUCCCCCGUACGUUCUUCUAGAGAGAAACGAAACUGGCUACCCUCUACUGAACAGGAAAAAGGGAUCGAGCUUCAGGACACUGAGAAUCCUAGCGAAGAAGAUGAACUUCACCUACGAGUUUCCACCUUCCUCCUUCGAGUACUAUAACGAAGGCAACGAGGAGAGUCUGUUCGAGAGGAUGUAUCAAGGUGAGAUUAAUCUGAGCACGAAUCAUCUGUUCAUUCGCAAGACCACGACGAAGUUCGACAAGUUAGAAAGAAGCACCAUAACGCUUAUCGAGGAAUACACAGCGCUGGUGCCGAUGAGGCUCGACAAGCACAUAAAGAUACCUGACGACUUAUACGCAUACCUGAUGACGAGUCUUUUCAUAAUCGGGCUCUUCUACGCCGUAUCCCAUGCUCUCAAGUUCGACAAGCCGUUCUGGUUGCCCACAAAAAUUGUACAGAUCAUCCUCAACAUGACGAUUCUCCGACAACCCAGAAGCUGGCCCGAACGCUUUGCUUUUCUAGGUCUGACCUUAUUUUCCUUCAACUUCACCAUAUCCAUGAUAACGACGAUGACGGAGAUCCAGUUCGAGCCGUACGAGGACAUGUCCUUCACGAACGUCAGUCUCAUGGGAGAGAAAGGAUUUAUACCUGUUGUGCUAAAUCAGUUUCGAGACAUCAGUCUGGAGUGCGAGGUCGAGGAAAACGAGGAGUUCAAAAGAAGGCUUUUGGUCGUCGACGACGCCGACGACUGCGCCAUCAGACUGAACAACGGCGAGAAGCUCGUCUGUUUCAUGACUCGUUACAUGGGCGAACGUGCGAUCCUAGACUACCUGAAGAAGAAGGAGCAGCCUCAGAUGCGCCUCAUCACACCCUACCUCUGGUCCUCUUGGAAGUGUAUGGUAUUCGAACGUGGCUCGCCAUUCCUCGACGGUUUCGAUCGGAAUUUAGAAAAACUCCGAGAUUCCGGUCUACUCGCGAGGUUCGUCUACGACGUGACCUACGACUGGACCAAAGAGGCGCUGAUGUACCCUGACGAAGCCGACAUUCUGAGUAAACAGGUCAUCACGUCUUCGCAAUUGAUGGCUCAACUGCUUAUCGGUUACUCUGUCGCCUCGCUAGUGCUGGUCCUAGAAUUGGCCAUUGCCAGGUUGCCGAGAAAAUUGAGGUGGUCCAGUUUUCGACUUAGGGGAUCUUAUGAGAGGACGAAACGACUAAUAGAGAAUGUUAGGUACGACUUAAAAAUGCAACAUUUAUUCUGA
This is a messenger RNA of Nasonia vitripennis (jewel wasp), 1956 nucleotides long. RefSeq lists its product as uncharacterized. The record is from RefSeq and is a predicted model, not a curated record. The coding region runs from base 40 to 1956 and encodes 638 amino acids. Lineage: Eukaryota; Metazoa; Arthropoda; Insecta; Hymenoptera; Pteromalidae. The transcript has 3 exons.